UGUGCAGUAAGAGUAUCAAGUACACCUACCGGUAAUCAGACAGAUCCACAAAUGAGUGAUACAUUCUAUGCUGGUGUAAAGGUACUUACACCUCAAAUUAGGUUAAAUAGUGGAUCGCAGGAACAUAUUGUACUACAACCGACUAUUCCUUUUGGAUGCCGAAGGCCAUUUGCUUUACCAGCUGACCGACAGGAACAGUGUGACAUCGAUAUUGAAAUGUUUGACCCGAAUUCAAAAUAUACGUGUAAGGAGACCGCUGUGACAUCAUUAAAUAACCAAAAACUGUGCGGAAGUAGACUGACUGGAUGGCGGAAUACAACUUCUCAUUCUUGUAUUCAUCAACAUAAUGUUAACGACUGCAACUACAAUAGAAUAACUCAAAGUCUACCAACCUUCUCAAUAAAUAUAACAGUGUCAAAUGAUCAACUUCAAUAUCCAGAGGACAAAACAUUUACAGUACAGUUAAAAACAGCAGAUAUUUCUCCACACAUAUUUUGGGAAAAUGCAAGUCUAGAUCACAUUACGAUCUACCUUCCAACUGGUACGAUGGUUAAAAUUGAAAUAAAACAUUAUGGCAAGUCAGAUUUUCUUAACGUGUACAUUAAUCCCUCUCCCUCUGAUGUCAUGAAUACUGAAGGGUUGUGUGGAAAUCUUAACGGAAAAAAUGACGAAAAUGUUAACAAUGCAUAUAUCAAGACAUGGGAGUUGCAACAUAGUUUGUUUAACACGGUGCGUUACAAUCUUCCACCAACAUGGACAUACGAUCAUAACGUGUGCAUUUGUCCAAGGGCUGUUCCAAACGUAACAAUGUCAGCAUUACCGAAUAGUCAAAAAGACUCUAGGGCCACUUGUUUUUCACAGCGGUAUGCAACAUGUACAGAUAACAUUCAACUUCAAGGAGAGAAGAAAACUUGCACGAUAAGAAACAAAAGAUCUAUUAAAAGGCAUAGAAGAAAUAUCAAAAGGUUGCUCGCUCUCUCAUUAUUAAGUGAGAAUUCAAAUAGCCGUGUCCGCAAG
Molecule: messenger RNA, 1017 nt
Organism: Ruditapes philippinarum (Manila clam)
Lineage: Eukaryota; Metazoa; Mollusca; Bivalvia; Venerida; Veneridae
Exons: 5
Source: RefSeq, a predicted model, not a curated record